Vicia faba (fava bean) is the source of this 1266-nucleotide messenger RNA. The record is from the annotation of a GenBank genome assembly. NCBI's taxonomy places the organism in Eukaryota, Viridiplantae, Streptophyta, Magnoliopsida, Fabales, Fabaceae.
AUGUCUUCUUUCUUCAAAUUCAAAUUCAACAACUUUCUAGACAUUGCAAAGAGUCCUGAGGUUUUUGAUUGGAUGAUGAGUAUGAGAAGGAAGAUUCAUGAGAAUCCUGAACUGGGUUAUGAAGAAUUUGAGACAAGUAAACUGAUAAGAUCAGAAUUGGAUAAAAUGGAUAUACCUUAUAAACAUCCAGUUGCAAUCACUGGUGUCAUUGGUUACAUAGGAACUGGUUUGCCUCCUUUUGUUGCUUUACGAGCUGAUAUGGAUGCUCUUCCCAUUCAGGAAAUGGUUGAGUGGGAGCAUAAGAGUAAAGUAGCUGGAAAGAUGCAUGCAUGUGGUCAUGAUGCUCAUGUUACCAUGCUACUUGCUGCUGCAAAGAUUCUCAAACAUCAUGAAAAAGAGAUACAAGGAACAGUUGUUCUUGUUUUCCAACCAGCAGAGGAAGGAAGUGGAGGAGCCAAGAAGAUUAUUGAAUCUGGAGUAUUAAAAAGUGUUACAGCUAUCUUUGGAUUGCACGUUGUUCCUGAACUGCCAGUAGGUGAAGUGGGAUGUAAGUCUGGUCCAAUAUUAGCAGGAAGUGGCAGCUUUGAAGCAAAAAUAAGGGGAAAAGGAGGUCAUGCUGCUGUUCCUCAACACUCUAUAGAUCCCAUAUUGGCAGCUUCCAAUGUGAUCAUUAGCCUACAGUACCUCGUUUCUCGUGAAGCCGAUCCUUUGGACUCGCAGGUUGUGACGGUUGCAAAGUUCCAAGGAGGUAGUACAUUCAAUGUCAUUCCAGAUUAUGUCACAAUCGGUGGAACCUACCGAGCUUUUUCUAAACAAAGCUUCAACCAUCUGAGACAGCGUAUUGAACAGAUUAUUGUCGGUCAAGCUGCUGUGCAUAGAUGCAAUGCAACGGUGGAUUUCCUUGAUGAUGUGAAACCUAGCUAUCCUCCAACUGUAAACGAUAGUAACUUGCAUGAGCAUUUUGUGAAUGUUGCAGUGAAUAUGCUUGGUAUCAAUAAAGUUAAUAGUGCAGUGACACCAUCCAUGGGAGCUGAAGAUUUUUCUUUCUACCAAGAGGUCAUGCCUGGUUACUUCUUCAUGCUUGGAGUGCAGAAUGCCUCACAUAACCCGUCCGAGUCAUCAUUACAUUCACCUUAUCUCGAAAUCAAUGAAGAUGGUUUUCCUUAUGGAGCUGCACUUCAUGCAUCAUUAGCUUCUACUUAUCUUCUAAAACAUCAGCAAAAUAUGCCUGGUGCUACUGAUACCAAAUAUCAUGAUGAAGUAUAA